This is a messenger RNA of Aplosporella prunicola CBS 121167, 1636 nucleotides long. RefSeq lists its product as uncharacterized. The record is from RefSeq and is a predicted model, not a curated record. Bases 220 to 1497 code for a protein of 425 amino acids. NCBI's taxonomy places the organism in Eukaryota, Fungi, Ascomycota, Dothideomycetes, Botryosphaeriales, Aplosporellaceae. The transcript is spliced from 2 exons.
CUUCACUCAGGCAGGUCCAAACUACACUCUUUUUUCGCGUCGACUCACAGCCAGUCUGUGGCUCUGUCAUUCCCUUCAACUUUGCUUCACUUCUUCAGUAAGCCUUCAGCGUCUGCCGCCAGACUCACUACAUACCACACUGCCUUCCGUUUUCGUCUCCUGGUGAGACUCAACCAAACAACUAAAACACACACAUUCUCUGCCAAAGCACGCAACAACAUGAUCGCUCGUUUCGUCGGCGCGGCAUUGGCCGCUCUGUCAACCGUCACCGCAACGCCUGUGGACUACGCUUCCUUGGACUACCACGGCCUCUACUUCAGACAGGAGUGGAUAAACCAGCCCCUCGCGCUGGCGCGCCUCGACCCCAUCGUCCAGCCGGGCGUCAUCAGCAGCCACAUGCACUCGUUCAUUGGCGCCAACGCCAUCGCUCCGACCAUGGACUUCGAGCAGACCCAGUCGGCCAACUGCAGCCAGGUCUACGUCAAGCCCGACAAGAGCCUCUACUGGAUGCCGCCGCUCUUCUUCCAGGACCCUACCAACCGCUCCUUCACCCUGGUCCCCGAGCACCACCGCGUGCUCUACUACUUCAACCGAGCCACCAACGCGAAGACCGGCAAGUCCGACCCCUCCAUCAUCGAGGGCUUCCCCGAGGGCUUCCGCAUGAUCGCCGGCGACGCAAUGCUGCGCGCGCCCGCAGCCACUCAGCAGCAGCAAGCCGCCAUCGAGUGGUUCUGCCACGGGCCAGACACGAAGUCGUCGGGCUUCCCGGCGAACUUCACAGCCUGCCCGAACGGGCUCGCCGGCUCCGUGCACUUCCCCUACUGCUGGAACGGCGCCGACUUCGACGUCGAGCACCCUACCGCCCACAUGUCGUACCCGGUCGCCGACGCGCAGGGUAACGGCGCCCCCGACUCGGGCGCCUGCCCCGCUUCCCAUCCCCGCGUCUUGCCCCACCUCUUCAUCGAGUUCUGGUUCGACGUCACGGGCUUCGACGGGCUGUACGGCGCGGGCGACGCCCCGUUCGUGCUCGCCAAUGGCGACCCCACCGGCUACUCAUUUCAUGCGGACUUCCUGAAUGGCUGGGAGCCGGGCGUGCUCGAGAAGGCCAUGAAGACGUGCAAUAUUGGCGAGAGCGGCGAUCCGCUGUCCGACUGCUUCGAGGUGUGGACGAACGAGGAGCGCGACGCGUGCGUUCAGUCGCCGCUUGUGGAUGAGGAGGUGCGUGGGUGGCUGGACAGGCUGCCGGGUUGCAAUCCGGUGCAGCGUGGCCCGGCGCGCGCGACUGCGCCUGCGGACUGCGUCGAGACGGCGUCGAUUAUCGGCGGUAGUGCGUCUGCUUCUGCUUCUAAGACGGCUGCUGCUGCUUCCUCCAAGUCUGCCACCGCGUCCAAGGCCGCUACCGCUAUCGUCACAGUCACGUCCACAGUCACCGAGACAGCCACAGUCUUCAAGACCGUCACGAUCCCCGCAUCUAGCGUUUCCGCAACUUACGCCUAGAGCAGCACCCGCGCUUGGUCUUGGUCGAAGAAAGCGCUUUUUUGUACAUGUAUUUAGAGGUUGCGUACUGAUGUUAAGGUCAGUUUCGAUAGAAUUUUAGAAGGCUUGCUGCGAUUGUAUAGCGUUUCGUAAUGAGAUG